Molecule: messenger RNA, 1659 nt
Organism: Suillus discolor
Lineage: Eukaryota; Fungi; Basidiomycota; Agaricomycetes; Boletales; Suillaceae
Exons: 11
Coding region: 1-1659 (552 amino acids)
Biological process (GO): protein ubiquitination; ubiquitin-dependent protein catabolic process
Cellular component (GO): cullin-RING ubiquitin ligase complex
Molecular function (GO): ubiquitin protein ligase binding
Source: RefSeq, a predicted model, not a curated record
AUGCUGAUCAGCCUGGUCACAUUUUCAGAUACAUCCAAGGCAUUUACAGCUUACCGGUCUACAGUAGUCGACGUUGAUAAUCAGUCGGCAUCUCAUCCACGCAAAACCCCACGUUUGGACGCCGACUCUGACUCUGACUCUGGUUCUGCAUCCAGGUCGCGCGAUAGUGUCAAAGGCGAGAAUGUCGACAGAGGUGGCCCAGUAAGGAUUCAAGUCCAUGGUUUUGCAGGCGGUGUCGUCGGAUCUGCGUUGAACAAGGUUUCUGAUAACUUGUUUGUGCGAUUAUUUCGCAGCAUCAGGGCAUUCUUGGAGAAAGGAUCCAAUGAGUUGAGAGUACAACGUAUGAGGGUGUCUACACCGCAUGCCGGGGCGUUAUAUGCGUCAAUCGGCUGGCUGAAGAGCUUGAGAAAGGAGGGUGUAGAGCGGAUCGGACAUUUCGUCGAGACGUGUGCAUGGUUCGAGGGACAAGUGAAUCCUAGUCUUCCUUCUAUUCACGACCUCGCAUUCACUCGUUUCAGAGAGCGCAUAGUUAGCUAUUUUAUCGUGGAAAAGCUUCAGAAAGGCAUCUCCACAUGGGGUCACAUGGGAAAGGAACGAAGAGUACACAUCCACCGCCCCUUCCUUAAAGAGCUCGUUUCCCACCUCAUCACACACCACGUUUACGAUGCCAUCUUCGAGCGACACUUCGUCGAGCAGACUCGGGAGUACUUCUCAAAAGAAUCGUAUCAGAUGGUCGAGGUUGAGAAAGCCAAGGCGAAGGUAUUCCUUGCGCACUGCAACCAGCGGACGAAUGAGGAGCAGGGUAGAGCAAGGGAUGUGAUGCUUGAUGGUACGAGCGCGCUUGUAAAGGAUGCUGCUAUUCGGGCGCUGUUUGAGGUGAGGCUAGAGUGGAUGGCUAAAGAAGUCUUCAUGGAGUGCAAGGGCACUGCUGACCUGAAGAAAGCGUAUGCGCUGUUUUCAUCGGUAGACCGUGCUUUUCCGGAAGUUCAAGGCUUAUGUCCAGGCGGUUCAAGAUCUCGUGAAAAUCAUCGGGCGCUAGCGAAGAGAUUGUUGCUGGAACGCAGUGCAUCUGAUGAUUUUGAGAAGGCCAUGCUCAAGAAACUCAAAGAGAAAUAUGAUCCAGAGUUUGGAAUGGGAGAUCAUAUGUUUAACGACCUUGCGCUUUCACAAGAUAUCAUGCGGGAGUAUCACGCUCGUAUCAGGGAUGACAGCUCCGCAAAGCAACUCUCUGUCAUGGUUUUGCAACGCAGCGUCUGGCCGUUCCUUGCACGAACAAAACACGUGGACUUGCCUUCUUCAGUGAGCGGUACGGUUUCCGGUGUCCGCAUCAAAUACCAAGGGCAUAAGCUCGAUUGGGAUCACUCGCUUGGGACAGCUACGGUAAAGGCGCGGUUUGCGGCUGGUCCUAAAGACCUCACAGUCAGCUUAUACCAAGAUGUCGUGCUGCUUCUCUUGAACAAGGAGACAGAUCGGUAUAGAUACAUCCUAGAAGAGACGCACGACGGGGAGCUGAAGAGGACGUUGCAGAGUCUGGCAUGGGCGAACAAGAAGGUGUUGAAGAAGCGUCCAGUAGGGAAGGACGUGAACGAUCACGCCGUCUUUUACUUUAAUCCGGAGUUCACCGAUCCGUGGGCGAAGGUGCACAUCAACUCUAUUUAG